AUGUCCAUUUUACAAAUCAACCUUAAUCAUGCAAUAGCUGCUCAAGCCUUACUUGAAAGAUAUAUAGUUAAUAAUAAAGUCUGUACUGCACUUAUUUCUGAGCCGUACAACUCUAAAAAAUGUGGCUGGUUCGGUGAUACCUACAAUAAUGCUGCAAUUAUCGUGAAUAAUCCUCGCAUCUAUUAUCCCAAUUUAAUAGAUAAAGGAGACAACUACAUAGUAGUUGAAGUUCAUUCUAUCAUCUUCAUUUCAAUAUACUGCCCACCUAAUGAAAAUAGAAAGAAAUAUGAAAAGAGAUUACACUCAAUUUCCAUAAUAGUCACUAAAUACAAUCACCUGAUGCUGAUAAUCGGUGGUGACUUUAAUGCACAUAAUACAUACUGGGGAUCUGCCAAAAAUAAUUUGAGAGGAAAAAUCCUUUAUAAUUGGGCCAAAACCAACAGACUACAUAUCCAAAAUGUUGGAAACAUUCCUACAUGCGUACGUCCCCAAGGUUCCUCUAUAGUCGAUAUAACUUUCGCCAACAGUAAGGCUUCUGCAAACAUAACUGGCUGGCGAGUCAUAGACGAAGAAUCCUUGUCUGAUCACAAGUAUAUUGAAUUUUUUCUUCAUCCGCUUACCCAUAAUAAACCUAUAAUUAAAAACUAUCCUAGAUGGAACGUAAAAUCUUUUAAUAAAGAACGUGCUGAGGCUGCCACUCUGGCAUAUGCAUGGGGCAACAGCCUGACCUCCUCCAACCCCUUUCAGUCCAAGAUCGACUUAAUAAAUAAAUAUCUUACCGGAAUUGCAAACAUCUCCAUGACUCGAUGCCAAAGAACCUCCAGACUUCCACCUCAACCCUGGUGGUCCAAUGAAAUAAAAACGUUAAGAAACUCCUGCCAACAAUACAGNCAGAACACGUAA
Molecule: messenger RNA, 903 nt
Organism: Ceratina calcarata
Lineage: Eukaryota; Metazoa; Arthropoda; Insecta; Hymenoptera; Apidae
Exons: 1
Coding region: 1-903 (300 amino acids)
Molecular function (GO): catalytic activity
Source: RefSeq, a predicted model, not a curated record